Messenger RNA from Scedosporium apiospermum, 1428 nucleotides. RefSeq lists its product as uncharacterized. Gene Ontology annotation, molecular function: RNA binding; protein binding. Bases 1 to 1428 code for a protein of 475 amino acids. The transcript has 6 exons. The record is from RefSeq and is a predicted model, not a curated record. Gene Ontology annotation, biological process: spliceosomal snRNP assembly. Lineage: Eukaryota; Fungi; Ascomycota; Sordariomycetes; Microascales; Microascaceae. Gene Ontology annotation, cellular component: SMN complex.
AUGUCCGCCGCCGAACCUCCCCGUCAAUACGUCCCCCUCACCUGCCACGGCCACUCGAGGCCUGUGCCCCAUCUGAGCUUCUCUCCCCUGGAAAAGGACGACAUGUACUACAUGAUCUCUGCUUGCAAAGAUGGAAAUCCUAUGCUCCGAGACGGCCAGACUGGCGAUUGGAUCGGAACUUUUAUCGGCCACAAAGGCGCCGUAUGGCAGGCCAGGUUAAGCCCCAAUUCAACCAACGCUGCCACCGCAUCCGCCGACUUUACUGUCAAAAUCUGGGACACUCACACCGGCGAGCCCCUCUAUACCAUCCAGCAUAAUCACAUCGUCCGCGCCAUCGCCUACCCCCCCGACAACUCUGACCUCAUUGCGACUGGUGGCAAUGAGAAAAUUCUCCGUGUCUUCGACCUUACCGAAACCCCCAACCCCACCCAGAACGGCAACCCCGCCGUCCCAGCCGUCAUCGAGUCCACCCGCGGCUUCGAGAUUGGCGAAGGAACCCACAAGGCGCCUAUCAAGUUUAUCGCUUGGACUAAGGAUCCAAACAUUAUGGUGACGGCGUCCGACAACACCCUCCGAUGGUUCGAUCUGCCUACGCGCGCAUGUGUGCGACAAGAGGUGCUGGAUGGCGAAAUUCGGUCCUGCGAACUAGUCUCACUCGCGCCCGCUUAUACUUCGCCCGAUGACAUUGGCGGCGGUCUUCCCGUGCUCGCCGUUGCGGCUGGGAAGUGGGUGUACUUCUGGGGCGGCCCGCAGGCCAUGGACGAGAUUAAGCGGAUGGAGCUGAAGUACACCAUCGCCAGUGUUGGACUAGAUCUGAAGGGUCGCAAGUUGGUUGUUGGCCAGGAGCCGGGUACUUGGGCGCGAGUUAUUGACUGGGAUACGGCUGAGGAGUUGGAAACACACAAGGGACACCACGGACCGAUUUGGUCCAUCGCCUUUUCACCCGAUGGCAAGUUUACCGCGCUGGCCUCGUGCAGCGGACGGCGUGAGCGGAGCGAGGCGACGGUCGACACCAAGGAGAACCAGAAUCACGGUACCUCCGUCGGUAAGACUCCGAGGAGCGGCAAAUCAGUGGCGUUCAAGGUACCAGAUGGUUCGGAGAAGAUUUCCAAGACCUCGACUGCGGCCAACACGACGGGGAACGGCGCGGGCGGCGGCCACAAAGGCAAGGACACCGGCAAUCUCCAAAGGGAUGGUCCACACAGUGGACGUCAGAUCAAGGAUAAGGAUACGGUUGCCCAUCACAACAAAGGCAGCAGCAACGUUCAGCGGGAGAGUAAACGAAGCGAGCGAGGCAAGAGGGACGAGUCCUUCCAACAGCGAGUAAGAGAUGAAGGUUAUGCGAGGGGAGGAGGAAAAGAGCAUCGCUGUGAGGACGAGAAAGAAGCCGCUUUCUCUCAGUGGGAUGGCGAAGAAAGGUUUUAUUAG